This is a messenger RNA of Pollicipes pollicipes, 1386 nucleotides long. RefSeq names its product proline-rich protein 2-like. The record is from RefSeq and is a predicted model, not a curated record. The coding region runs from base 1 to 1386 and encodes 461 amino acids. The transcript is spliced from 6 exons. NCBI's taxonomy places the organism in Eukaryota, Metazoa, Arthropoda, Thecostraca, Pollicipedomorpha, Pollicipedidae.
AUGACGAUUGCGGAAGCAGGGGAGCUGUCGCAGCCGGAUGCGCUCGGCGACGCCCGACAGAGGUCUCAGCUGGUCAGCCAGAGGUCCCUGGAGGGCGCGCGCCCGCCGGACGCCUUGGGGCUGACGUCACAGCCCGGUCACGGAGCAAGCGGCAACGCCCACAGCUCCGCCGGCGGGCCUCCGAGCUCGAUGGGCGCCGCGUUCUCGGCGCUGCAGUCCUCGUCUACGGCCGGUCCGCUGGGGGUGGUGAGCUCGGCCAUCUCGGCGCUGCAGCCCUCAUCCACCGGGGGGCCGCUGAGCGCGGGCUACCCACCAUCUGCCAGCCAGGGUUACCCGAACGCCAGCCAAGGGUACCCAUCCACCAGUCAGGGCUACCCGGCCACCAGUCAGGGCUACCCAACUGUCGGCCAGGGUUACCCGGCCGCCAGCCAGGGCUACCCUGCUGCGUCAGCCGCCUUCAACCCGCCGACCUCCAGCCUCCCCACUGCCUCUCAGGGGAACGUGCACGCCACACAGGCGUUCCCGGCCACCUCUCAGGGGUACUCGGCCACCUCGCAGGGCUAUCCCGCCGCCUCGCAGGGCUACCCCACCGCCUCGCAAGGCUACCCCACUGCCUCUCAAGACCACCAGGCCAGCUCGCAGAGCUACCCUCCAAACCAGCAGGGCCACCCGAUGGCCGCCGCGGACGGGUUCGCUGCGGCAUCUCAGCCCUUCUCCGGUCCGACUGCCGCGUACCCUGGCGCGGCUCAGGGGUACCCGUACCCCGAGCCGUCUCAGGGCUACCCGGGGCAGACGCCACACGCUGGCUCUGCGUUCGGACCCGGCGCGCCUCUCAACGGACCCACGCACCACCAGCUCGGCAACAGCGGACAGCAGCUCCAGAGGCAGCAGCUGUCGCACGCUCAGCAAAACGAGAAUAUGCUUAACCGAAAUGUUCAGGGCUUUCAAGCGUCGACGGCCGGUCGGCCGCCGCAGCCGCUGGGACCGCAGUUUGCCGCCCAGCAGCCGCAGCAGCUGCAGCUGGGCCCCUACCAGCGGGCCCAGGGCGUGGCCGAUGCGGCGCACAGCAUGGGGUCACCGUACCCGGCCGGCCAGGCGGCGACCAUGGCGGGCCAAGCACUGCCGACCUACCCGCCAGUCACCAUGGCGCCGGGCAUGCUGACGCAGGCGCCGCAGCACAUGAUGAACAGCGCCGGCCGGCCGCCGGCCAGCAGCGCCAGUCAGGGCCCGUCCAUCAGCGGCAUGCUGGCCGACUUCAGCCGCGCGCUCGGUCAGUACUGCUCACUCUGUGGUACCGUGCCCAGUCAGCACAACCCGCUCCGUCCGCCGCACCCGUACAGCCCGCCCUGUCUGCCUUACGCGGUCGGUGAGGCCCGCUCCGUCUGA